CAUUUACUUCCGCUGCCUGGAUAGACUUGUGUCGCAGAUUCGACAGAUAUUCGGGUUUUUCUGAAACAAAUGUGCUUUAUAAUUUUUUAUUCGGGGGUUAUACACAGCCUCUGCGUUCCUCACUUCACUGCAUGAAAUAGUUUUCUAUUUGUUUUCGUUGACUCGUAGGGAAAAAAUGAGUGGAGAAAAAGCAGGUGGUUCUGUGUUCAUGUGCCGCCUGUGCAACCUGUUCUCUCCCAGUCGCUCCCAACUGCUGGCCCAUUGCUCCAGGAAUCACCCCCAACAUGAGCCUCCGGAUAGCAUCAUGACUGCACUGCAGCCACUUAUAACUGAGCCUGUGGAGAAGCUGCCAGAGAGUCCAGUUAAGCGGAAACGAGGAAGACCAAAAGGUUCAACCAAGAAGCUACUCAGGGACUUGGCAGAGGGGACCACUUUUGCCACCCAGUGGGCAGAGGAAGAUAUGAAAAAAGAAGAAUUGAGAAUCAAGGAGGGAGUGCAACAGUGCGGUCCAGUCAGAGAUGGUGAAAGCCAGGAUGGGGUUUUAGGGCUUGAAUGCAGAAACUGCCAUCGCACAUUCAGCAACAGACGACAGAUCGUCAAACACAUCUGCCUGAGAGAGGACGAUGAAGAGGAGGAUGGCCAACAGAAUGGAAGCACACGUGAUUCAGAAGAAGGUUCAAGAGGAGCAGAUACAAACCAGACAAAACAAAAACCAACAAGACCUGGACACAAAAGAGAAAAGGAUACCAGCGGCUCUAAACUCAACAGGGUUUGCAGCGAAAGAGCAGGACGGAAAAAAUCUGUCAUUAGUGUUGUUCUGACACAAGAUGAAAUACUUCCAGCAGGUGUUUGUAAAAUGGUGCCAGUAGAAGAUAUUUCAGCAGAAACGGAGUCUGCAGCUGUCCAAGCUCAACAUCAGGGCCUUCCAAGUGGAGUUACCUUCUGUGAAAAUAACCAGACAACAGAAGAUGAGCCGAACUCUAAUUUGAAGUCAGAAGCAACAGCCAGCAAAGGGUUCCAGGAAUAUUCUAUCAAGCAAGAUGCUGCCAAUUUACCCCAGAGCAAGCUGAAGAUCUUUGCCUGCGAGUUUUGCAAUAAGAUCUUUAAGUUCAGACAUUCAUUGGUCGCCCAUCUCCGGACACACACCAGGGAGAAACCCUUUCAGUGUCCACACUGUGACUAUGCCUCAGCCAUCAAAGCCAACCUGAAUGUUCACCUGAGGAAACACACAGGAGAGAAGUUCAGCUGUGAGCACUGCGCCUUCAGCUGCUUCAGCCCAGGACACCUCAAGGUUCACACAGAGCGAGUCCAUCUGAAGAUGAAGCAGCACUGCAGCUUCUGUCAGAAAAAAUACUCUGACGUGAAGAACCUGCUGAAACACAUGGAGGCACGGCACAACCUGAAAGACUCUGCCGUUCUCCAGACCUACCAGAAACUAAGGUUAAAGACUCGUCAGGGCCUGAGGCAGCUCCUGUACCACUGCCCUACCUGUAACCGACGCUUCAAAAACCAGCAGGAGCGGGAGCGCCACCUACUGAUCCAUGGCCCUCAGCCGCCCUUUGCCUGCCUGCUCUGUGACCACAAUGCAACCAAGAUGGACGCCCUCGCCGCCCACGUCAGGAAGCACCUCUUCCUGUACGUGUGCAGUGUCUGCGACAAAAAACUGGUUAGUUCACAGAGACUUAGGGGUCACCUGGAGGAGAGUCACAGUGAGCUGGACAUGGAGGAGACCUUCGCUGACUGUAUCAAGAUCAGCUACUAUCUGAUACCGCCUGAAGGAGGCGGAGGAAGCAAGGAGGUCGAGGACACAGAGAGGGAAACGACCUUCAAGGAAAGUGGGACUGACAGGACAAAGGUAGAAGGCGAAAAGGGUCCUAUUGAAGUUGAAGAGCAGCUGCGCGAAGAUGGGACGCAGGAGCAGGAGGAAGAACAAACCAAAUCUGAACAGGUGAUGGAAGAAGAGAAAGGAAAAGAAGAACGAUUAAACAUCGGGGGAGCUCAGAAAGAUUCACAGGACACAUGUGAUGAGGCAGCAGCUGAGGAAAGGUUACACAAUCCAGCUGCAUGUGUGUCUGCAGCUGACACACCUGCAGAGAAAACACAUUCGUCCUUAUCACCAGGGAGUGUCCACACCUCGUCUCUGGGAGACAGGACUCAAGAAAACACACAGGCAGAUGCUGGAAACACAUCUGUAGCCAGCAACAUAGCCUCAUCUUUAUUAUCAGGAAUUUCCAACGUAUCUGAUUUAACUGCUGAAAUACAUUCACCUUCAGAUUCCCUGGUGGAAAACAGCCAAACCUCUCCUACAGAGAAGAGUGCGUUCCAGCAGGUGUUUUCAUCUCUUCACAAAACCCUCCUUGAUAUGGAGACCUAUCAGAGGCUGAGGAAAAUCUACGGAGACCUGGAAUGUCAAUAUUGUGGCAAACUGUUCUGGUACAAAGUCCAUUACAACGUCCAUGUCCGCACACACACCAAGGAGCACCUGCAUUACUGUUCAAAGUGCAGCUACUCCUCCAUCACCAAGAGCUCAUUGAAGCGGCACCACAUCCAGAAGCACAGCGGUCUGCUGCUGCCUUGUUCCAGUCCUGGCUGUAAAUACUCCACACCUGACAAAUACAAGCUUCAUGCCCAUAUGAGGACUCAACAUGAACAGGAGAGCCGUGCUGUUUGUCCCAUCUGCCAACGCAGUUACCCACAGCACAGAUUAAAGCACCACCUUAAAUCAUCCCACCCAGAUAAAGUACCCGUUGGAGGUAAAGGACUGAUGGUGCAGCGUGCAGAGAAGUGCCCUUACUGUGACUCCUACUUCCUGAAGAACAGCAGUGACUUUCAGCAGCACAUCUGGGCCCAUCAAGGUUUAAAGCCGUACGUCUGCAGUGUGUGCAAUUACUCGAGCUGCAACCGGAGUAACCUGAAGACCCACAUGAACCGACACAACAUCGAGAAGCAUCAUCUCUGUGAUUUGUGCGGUAAAAAGUUCAAAUCUAAACUCACGCUGAAAAGCCACAGACUGAGCCACACAGAUGAGGGGAGGAAGUUUCGUUGUUCAGAGUGUCCCUUUACGUCUGUCUUUAAACCUUCUCUGCUGAGACACAUGGAGCAACAUGCUAAGUUUAAGCCGUUUCAUUGCGCUCACUGCCACUACUCGUGUAACAACGCUGGUGCUCUGAAGCGACACUACAACAUCAAGCACCCGGAAGAAACCUAUGAGAAUGCUGGACCUGGACUGCCAAACUCUGAAACUCUGAAACAGCAAGGUGGGAUGAAGUGCCCUGAGUGUGAGUUCGUUUAUGGAACAAAGUGGGAGUUGACCCGUCACCUGAAGACCAAACACAAUCUGAAAGUGGUCGAGGGUAACUGGGAGGUGUCUGGGGAAACAGAAGCUCAGUAUUCGCCUGUAGAAAAUGAAGAACACACGACAGAAGCACCUACAGCAGUCCUGGACAACAAUGAUCACGUCCAGCAGAUCGCCGAAUUGAGCUCAGAGACUCACAAUGCAGUAGCCUCCAUGGUAGCUGUGGCUCCAGGCACUGUGACUGUACUACAGCAGUUGCAGGUGGCUCAGGAGCAGGAAGUGGGUGACUGCAGCAACCAGCUGAUGGUCGUGAACGCAGAUGAAGGUCUUGAUGGCAACCAGGUGAUGGUGGUGGAGGACGGACAUGGUCUGGAUGCUCUGACGGUCCUCACUCAGGGAGAAAACACUUACCACUACAUUGUAUACAUCCAGGAGCAAACUGUGGAGAUCAACUAGUAGUGUUCAGAAUUUAGCAAAUAAAUUUUGAGCUUUUUAAUGGGUGGUUGUUUUUCAAUUUGAAGAAUGUUUGUUUUCAGUCGAGUUUUACUUGUGACAAAGGAAGUAUUGCAAAUAAUUACAGUACAUAACUGGAUGAGCUUGGGGGUCAUGUUGUACAAAGUAAAUUUAUAAACACUGACAUAACUCACUGUAGUGGUUUAGUUUGUAAAACAUUGGUCUAUGUUAUAAAGCUGAGAUUUCACUGUUUUUUGGUUAAAAUAAUUCUGCCACUUUAAGUUCACUGGUGUAAGUUAUGGAUUUAUAGACUGCCUUGCUCACGUACACUUUUUUUCUGUAGGACUGACAUCAGAAAUUUUUGAUGGUCACUUAAACCAUUGAGUUUGUUGUGGUUGAGCCACUUUCUAAUUUAUUUGGCUGCUUAGGAACAUGGUGCCCAAACCUCAAAACAUCUUAACUGAUGUGUUGAGAUCUUGCUUUAAUAGUUGUACAUAAUGUUUUUUCAUCAUGUGUUUUGUGAAGUGUGCCAAUGCCUCACGCAACAAAAACAAAUCACAAAAUGAUGCUGACACCCCUGCACAGCUGGAAUGGUGUUUUCAGGCUUGAAAGCUUCCCUCUUUUUCCUCUAAAUGUAAUGUGGCCAAACUUCAAUGUUUCAUCAGACCACAGGACAUGUCUCCAAAAGGUCUUUGUCCCUGAGUUAAUUUGCAAAUUUUAAUCUGGCUUUUAAUAUUGCUUUGGAGACCUGGCUUCUUCCUUGCUGAGUGGCCAUUGAGACCAUAUCUGAACAGGACUCAUUUCACUGUGUGGAUAAGGACAAUCUCUUUGCUCAGCAUCUCCACAUGCUUAUAAGCAUUUGUUCUGUGCUUGAUUUGUAUAUUUUGCACCAAGACAUUUCUAUGUCUGAGACACAGAACCUGCCUAUUUUUAAACUGUAGAAUGGCUACACAUUCCCUAGCGGUUUAUACUUGCAAUAAAUUCUUUGAACAGAUGAAUGUGGCAACUUCAGGCUUCUAGGAAUUGUGGUUAAGGAUAAAACAGACUUCUGAAGGUCCAUAAUUCUGUUUCUAAUAUGUCCCACAAGGAAGCUGUGUUUUUAAGGUUGUUGCUUUAAACUGUAUACCCACAUAUGCCUCCAUUUAACUUAGAUUAACCUCUCACAGGCUUACAAAGCUUAAAAAGGAUCUGGGCUUUCCUAAAAAGUUUGAAGGUGUCUUGGUGUAUGUAAACCUCUGACCUUUGAACAAACAAUUCUCUAAAUGUUCUUUCAUAUUAUUCUAGCAUUUAGUAAAUUGAAAAAAAUAUAUAAUCAUGUAUCAUAUAUAAUCAUGACCGACCUAAAACUGGAAACGUUUUGUAUUAUUUAAUGAUGAGAAACAAAAGGUUAUAAGUCUUUUAUACGCUGUGUGUAAUAUGAACAGGUGUUACAAAAAGUGUGCAGCAAUUUGUAAAAAGGCUUCUGUGAGUUUCUAUCCAAUUAAAUCUGUCUCUCACACACA
This is a messenger RNA of Girardinichthys multiradiatus, 5250 nucleotides long. Its product is annotated as zinc finger protein ZFAT-like. The transcript is spliced from 24 exons. NCBI's taxonomy places the organism in Eukaryota, Metazoa, Chordata, Actinopteri, Cyprinodontiformes, Goodeidae. Gene Ontology annotation, biological process: regulation of transcription by RNA polymerase II. The record is from RefSeq and is a predicted model, not a curated record. The coding region runs from base 176 to 3751 and encodes 1191 amino acids. Gene Ontology annotation, molecular function: DNA-binding transcription factor activity; RNA polymerase II cis-regulatory region sequence-specific DNA binding.